GAAAACUACCGACUGCUGGUCCCGCCACUCUUCUUCAUCAGGGUUUCCUCCACAGUCCAGAGUAAAAGGGGAAGAUUUAUGUCUGUGAACUCGAACCAAGAAAUGGAAAAAUACAAAGAAGCAGACAAGGAUGAAGAAUCAGAAGCAAAGAAUGAACCAAAAAACCAUACCCACUCUAUCGAAAAAACUGAACCAGAACCAAAGCCAGAACAAGAAAAGCACAUCAUCUCAGACCCACCAUCACCCACCACCCACUCUUUCCCUCCUCAUUCCCACCCAGACCACGAACCCCCGUCGCUACCAUUGGACUCCUCAUCCCCCUCUUCACUUUCCUCCGAUCAUUCCUACCACGGUCAUGACCUCAAUCACUCCUUCGCACCCGAUCCAGAUGCCCCACCGGUGGUCCCGGUGAAUCGUUCGUCCCGGGCAUACCCAGCGGCGGCGAUGGCCAAGGUGGACCCUGGAGCACAAGACGGCUUCGUCAGCUUCGGAGAAGUUGAAGCAAGCACUAUUAGCCGUGAUGGGGCUAAUGGCGGUGGAGGUAACCGAAGGUUAAGACCAAAUCUUUCGAUACUGAGGAGGACGAGGUGGGACAACAUGGUGAAGAAGGCGUUGUUGUCGUCAAGGAUUUCUGGGUUUGUGCUUUGCUUGAUCUCCUUUUCGGUUAUGGCGGCUGACAAGGAUCAGGGUUGGGCUAUUGAGUCUUUCUACCGGUACAAGGAGUUAAGGUACUGUAUGGCUGUGAAUGUGAUAGGGUCUGCAUAUUCAGGGCUGCAAGCGUAUGAUCUAGUGAAUUAUAUCACCACCGGGAAACACAUAGUCUGGCACCCCCUCCGUCGUCACUUUGAUUUCUCAAUGGAUCAGCAUGUCAUUUUCAUGUCGAUCAAGGAGUUCUCAAGGGAUCAAGGGUUGCUACAAAAGGCAGACCCCUUUUCCAUUCUGGCACUUAAGACUAUGUUGACUUAUCUUCUGAUGUCAGCCUCAUCAUCUGCUGCCACCAGAGUUUAUGACUGGCAAUCCAACUGGGGUAAAGACAAGUUUCCUGAGAUGGCAGUUGCAUCCGUGGGCUUGUCCUUUGUUGCAUCUGUGGCCUUUGCCUUGAGCUCUCUCAUUUCUGGUUAUACCCUUUGUAAAGCCUCAUAGUUAAAGACCAUUGCCAGAUCAGUAUAUUAUACGGUCUUAAAUUCCAAA
Molecule: messenger RNA, 1191 nt
Organism: Juglans microcarpa x Juglans regia
Lineage: Eukaryota; Viridiplantae; Streptophyta; Magnoliopsida; Fagales; Juglandaceae
Product: CASP-like protein 4A1
Exons: 4
Coding region: 79-1143 (354 amino acids)
Source: RefSeq, a predicted model, not a curated record